Messenger RNA from Emiliania huxleyi CCMP1516, 1170 nucleotides. RefSeq lists its product as hypothetical. The coding region runs from base 48 to 1019 and encodes 323 amino acids. The transcript has 2 exons. Lineage: Eukaryota; Haptophyta; Isochrysidales; Noelaerhabdaceae. The record is from RefSeq and is a predicted model, not a curated record.
GCUUCUUCUGGAGGUUGCGCGCCGAUUUGCGCUCGUCGCUUGUCACGAUGGCGCGGCGCAGGCUGCCGGACGCGCUCAAGGAGGGGCGAGCCGAGGUGCUGUCGCACGACCAGGAGAAGCUGCUGCGCCGCGAGGAGGCGGUGCAGCGGCAGCUCAACGCCGCGGUCGAGAGGUACGCCGCCGCGCUCGAGCUCUUCGACCAGUGGCGCGCGCAGGGCGUGAAGACCGCCGCCGAGCUCGAGCGGGCGCUGGGCGGCAAGUCCGAGCCCGAGCAGCUGGCGGAGCUGCGCCGCCAGAUCGAGAUGCGGACAGUCGGCUGUGGCUGGACGCACUUCGAGACCAAGUGGGGCUUCUUCUCCGACGAGCGCUCGCACAAGAUCGAGGACCUCAAGCGCAUGCUGCUCGACGACAUCUUGCCCUACGAGUUCCAGCUGCGGCGGCUCAAGAAGCUCCCGACCGAGGCGGCGCCUCCUCAGCUGCGGGUCCGCUCGAUCAAGACCCUGGGCACCGCCGACGCGGACGUGCUGCGCCUGGAGCAGCAGAGCAUCUUCAACGUCUCGAACCUCCUCCCGAAGGCGAAGGCCGCGCGGGAGCGGCGCGAGGCGGCGGGCAUCUCGGACAGCGUCGAGGUGCGGCAGGACCGCGAAGCCCCCCCCUUCGACACGCGACUCGUGGGCAAGUGGCUCGAGGUGUGCUGGCCAUACAAGGAGGAAGGUAGGACGGUCAAGAUCUGGGCCGCCGGCAGGGUGAAGCGCGUCGCGGACGGCCUCACCGACAAGAGGAGCCCGCGCGCACGCAAGAUCCUCCCGGCCGGCAUGCUGCUCUGGGCUUGGGACGCCGACCCCGAGUACGACGAGCCGGCGGGGGAGAGAUGGAUCGCCUUUCUUCCCGAGAAGUGGAACAGGCCCGUCUCAUAUGGGUGGCGGCUCGAUCCCCGCGAGCUGGGCGCCACCGGCCCGCCCCGCACGCCGCUCAUUGAAGAGGAGGAGGAGGAGGAGGCGCCGCGCGCGCGCCGGUGACCGAAAUUUGUCUGUCUUGAGACGGGUGUGGGCCCUCGUGUGGUCGGUCCCUGGAUGUAAGGGGCAUAGCUAUAGACUCCCCAUAGUGUCCACAGUCAGUGCUGAGCUUGCCGGGCUUGUAGUGCGACUUUCAAAAUUUACCAUUUCCCCC